Ostrea edulis (European flat oyster) is the source of this 14461-nucleotide messenger RNA. RefSeq lists its product as uncharacterized. The transcript has 35 exons. Lineage: Eukaryota; Metazoa; Mollusca; Bivalvia; Ostreida; Ostreidae. Bases 2116 to 11367 code for a protein of 3083 amino acids. The record is from RefSeq and is a predicted model, not a curated record.
AAUAGCAGGUCAACAGCGCGGACUAUAUUAACAUUUAUUAUUAUUAUCAUUAUUAAGAGUUCGGUUAUACAAUCUGUUAAUAUUCGUUCUGUUUCGUAAGAGUUCGUUUCGAUUUGAUUUCGUUUCGUUAUUUUCUUUUCUUUUCGGUAGUUUUCAGUUUUGUUUUGAUUUCAUUUCACAUUGUACCUUUAAGACCAUCCCUUUUCUUUCUAUUUAAAUGAUUCCAGGAAAAGGAUAUUAAAUUAAUAUAGAUUAAUUUAACAUCCUUUAAUUAAUAUCUCAUAUAUUUUAUAAGAUAUCAGUUUAUAGACGAUAUCUCAUAAACUUUAUCAGAUAUCUUAUAUAUUAUACAAAAUAUCUCAUAAAGUUUAUGAGAUAUCUUAUAAAAUAUAUGAUUUAUAUAUCUCAUAAAGAAAAAAAUAUCUCAUAUCUUUUAUUUAGAUAUUUUAUAUUAAAGGAUACAAUAUAUCUCGUAAACUUUAGAAGAUAUCAUUUAACUUUUUCAAAAUAUCUUAUAAAUUUUAUGAAAUAUCUUUAAAGAGGAAUAAAUGUAAAAACGGCGUGCCAUAAAGGAUCCCUCCCAAAUAUUUAUAUUUAUCCCAUAAUAGAAUUUUAAUUUAUACAAUAUAUUGCUUCAUCAAAUUUCUAGUGUCUGCAAAUUUUUAAAGAGUAUCAGGACUAAUUGUUACAUGAUCCUGGGGCCUGGCUUAUAAGUUUAACAAAUUUGUUUUUAUUAGCUAGGUGGUGUCCUUAAGACAUUGACAGAAUGGGAAAAAUAAGAUUCAGGUGGAACUCUGAAUUUUAAUCAAUAAUCAAAUGACAAUUUAAUUGGGGAGUAUUUUAAACAGGGCAUACAUCUUAUAUAAGGAUAAAAAGUUCCUUAUUUUAAUAGUGUUUGAACAGCUAUUAAAGUGUAAAAUAUAAAAAAUAAAUAAAUAAAAAGUAAAAACGUGGCACUAAUACGCUUCCGUAGUUUUGGUUGUUUUGUUGUUUUUGGGUUUUUUUUUGUUGGUUUUUUUAAAUUUACAUUGGGGAGGUGAACUGGAUCGAAAACGGAGGGGAAGGGGGGCGUAACUCUCUCUCUCUCUCUCUCUCUCUCUCUCUCUCUCAUCGCUUGACUCAACUAACUUGUUCAGAUUACGUACAAAAGCGAUUUUUAAUGUUAAUAUUUAUGACGCAGAAUUUUAAGAUAAAAUUGUUUUACCGCUUGUAAACAAAUUCCCCAGAAUUUAGAUUUUAAUUAUCCUAAAAUAGUAUUUUAAUUCUUACGAUUUUUGGUGUUAUCUUAGCUACGUUUUCCGUUCCGUUCCAUUUUCCGUUCCGCGUUUUAGCAAUACCCCGAAACUACUACUUUCACUUUCAUCGUUACAGAUCAGCUGAUGAUUUUUAUGCUAUGUAUAUGUAUAUAUAUAGAAGCAACGAAGAGAAGCCAACAAGUGACGCAAUACAGUAACCUUUGCACUAGGCCUAUUGUUAGCAUGGUUUUACUUUUUCAACUUUAGGUUUACGUAAUGGAUAGAUCAAAUCGAUCAACAUUUCCACGUACUGUGAAUUAUACCCCCUUCUUUUAGUCUCUGAAUAUACUUUGUCUCGUUUAACAUCUCUCACAUUAUUGUUAAAACAUUUCAACUAUGUAUGUGUAUUUAUUUGAUUUUAAAGUCAAAAGUGUUAUUUAUUUCAGAUUUUUAAUAACGUUUUUCCAGGGACAUAUAUAUACUAGUAACCCUGGUUUUUGGAUAAGAAAACAUGAGGAGCUUAAUAAUCAGUUCGCUAGCACUAUAAUACGGAAUAGACAGUUAAUACACUAAAAGUGCAAGACCCCCGCUCCACCCACAGGGGCAUCUUAUCCGCUCUGUUCUCUAUCACACAUAUAUAUAUGUGUGAUAGAGAACAGAGCGGAUAAGAUGCCCCUGUGCUCCACCCCCAAUACAAAAAUUGUAAACUAUAGGGAUUUUCCUGAUUGCUUUUACAAAAUGCAGUGCUUGUUUACAAAUGGGGUUCUUGGAAAAUAAAUUGAAAGUAGAUUUACCUCAUUUCUAUAUAUAUAAAUACAGUACACAUAUCUAUUAAACACAAUCUGUCAUACGUGUAAUCAUCUAACUUAAAAGAUGACAAAUGGCUGACAAUAAGUACACCAAAAGGCGAUUGCAACUGAAGCAAAAUUUGUUCAAGUUACUGAAGAAAAGAAAACCUGAUGGAAUCCCGAAAGCGCACUUGUGGAAUAUUUACACUAGCAAAGUGGAGAAGGUCACUGCUGCGUUUUAUGGCACUGGGAAAAUGAACAACCUUCUGGGAGAAUUUGAUGACAUGAUUUAUGAAGUGAUGGAGAAAGGGCGACCCACAAUACAUCUGAUUGAGGGCUACACUCAAGAUGGGGAGGGACCCCCUGAUGUCCAGAUAGCCAAAGUGUCGUCAUCAGAGUCGGAGAAAAAUCACACAGGGCCAAAGUCUGUGAACAAAAAAAGGGAUGCAGAUGAUAAAAAGAGAUCUUCAGCAGAGAUUCUUUACCAGAGAUCACAAGGAGUCAGUGGUCUCCCAACAGCACCCAUUCCUCAGCAACCAUUACCAAGUCAAAGCCCCGCCCAUUCCAUGGCACAGUCAUCGUUUAGUCUCCCUGUACAACAGCAGUUGCCACCCCCGCUGUCUCUAACAUUCCAGAAGCCACGGCAGCUAAUGAAGGGAGCUGUAGCACAACCACAAAUAGACACACUUCAGAACAGCGUUACCAUGGCCGUCAAUCAGUUUCAGGCUAGACAGACUGACUCAGCGGGCAAAGUUCCAGAGGAUCCUUGUGUAGUGUCCUCCAGCAGUGAAUCCGACAGCGACUCAGACAGUGAAGAGUCUGAAGACUCUCCGAAUCUUCAAACUUCCACUGUUAGAAAGAAACAGGAUGAUCAUAGACUUAAAAUAGAGCAGGAACGACUCCUUGUUAAAAAUAAUAUUAUGAAAUUGUUGAAGUCUCACCCAAAUGGUAUCAAAAAGAGUGAGAUUUGGAGAUUUUAUUUUGAAGAAUUCAAGCAUCAACCAAACAAGGCAAAAGUUGGACUUUCAAAGCUCACAAAUCUGUUAGGUUAUUUCAGUGAUGUAAUAGAAGAAUUUCAGAAUGAACAUGGAAUUCCCUAUAUCAGAAGAGCACCAAGACUUAGUGUUUCCAGGAAUCGAUUGACCUCUGGGUCAUCAGGGAGAAGCACCCCAGUGAUAGACCUGACAAAGGAUGAGCCAGCCCCAAAACGUGGCAGUCUGGUGGACCUGACGGAAGACCAGGGUCCCUCUGGUUUCAUCCCUCUUUCAUCUGCUCAACCUACACAGAGAAGACUCACUCAGCCAGGAGACUUUCAGGUCAAGUCUGCAUACUCUCAACUUCAGCAGACGCCAGGAUUUAUUCCCACAAGUGGUCCUCCACAAGAUUCUUCUCUGGCAGUGUGCCAGCUAAUGAUCAGACCAAUCAGUCUCAGGAAGUUUGAGCAAAAGGAAACUCACCUGCCAAAAGUAUGGAAUAAUGAUAGGAAUGGCCAGUUCUCUCAGAGCCAGAUUGAAAUGGUCGCAAAGGAGUGCAUUGAGGCCCUAGCAGAAGCAGACGAACAUGUGAGUGUGGAGAGAGUGGAAAGUUUGAUGCUGCAAAGGCUUAGAAGACGAAACAUAGCAGAAUUGGGUCACUGGCGUUAUGCCAACCAAAUACCCUGUCUUUUUGAACAUAACAGAAUGCUAUGCAAGAUCAAUGCAUAUAUCCAGGCCUUCCUGAAUACACGAUCUAUUUGUACUCUUCAUGAACUGAAGAUAUGCAUGGCUGAAUUUGCUCCAGAUAAAGACAGCUUUGAAGCUUUACAAGUUGGCCCCCUACAAAGACUUCCACUUAUAUAUAACAGCUUCAAGUUUCCAACAGACAUGGCUGAUAUUCCAGAAAUCACAACCUCUGAUAUUUUCGAGAAUUUGCGAAAUUACUUGAAUAAGUAUCAGAAGUGGAGUACCAAACUGGAGAUGGAGCAUUUCAUGGAAUACUUAGUGGAGACAUAUCAAGUGGAGAAUGCGUACAUUCUUGGGAUUAGAAUCCGUAGUCUGCCGCUGACCAUACAGGUAUUGAAGAAAUCUCGGCGAGAUGCUGCUGGAACACGAAGAAAAGUAACGGAAGACACAAAGGAAGCACUGAAACAGGAGGUUGAGCAGCUGUUCAACAGAUUCAAGGCUGUACUGAUGAACAAAAGAGGAGAUGGACAAGGGCAGAUUAGGGAGCAUUAUCUAAAGAUGAGGCCCGUGGAGGCUCUGAGGGAAAUCUUUGAUAAAUACCACACUCUCUGCUGUUCGGUGGCGGCCCCUUCAUCUCGGAUGGAGAUGCGAAACUUCACCAGGUUUACAGACACCAUUAAUGGCUUCUUGCAGGCAGUCACCUCGGAUAGCUUCGGCCGUAACCUGUUUCACAUCGCCAUCUGUAUCAGUCAGACAGAAGUAGAGGCUGUUCACAGACAGUUCUUGACUGAGGCGACUAAGCCGAAGGAGGUACCUGUUACUGUGAAAAAGAAACCUCCACCUACAAAAGAAUCUGUUGUCAGACUCCUGAAGACUUACCUUGACAAAUGUCAGAGCCAAGGUGUGCUUACACUGAAAACUUUGGAUCACAUUGAGGAGAGAAUGGUGGACCAUUUUGAAUUUGAUUCAUUUCUGGCUAUGGGAUAUGGACGCUUCUUAGAAUUUCUUCAGAAGGAGGCCAAACAAGAAUUAGAUGACUGUGGGGGGACCAGUUUAGGGUCCGGCGGGGGUCACAGUGAUGCUGCUGGAGGAUAUCUGCCAACACUUACUCAUGUCCUGGAGUUUAUCCAUCAGUGUAAACAGGCAAACCUCACACAGGAGGAGAUGAUACAGCAGGCAUUAUGUCACCAGUUUUCUGUAAAAGAUGUCAAGCAACUUGGGCAUGGGACUGCUUCACGCUUGAUUGGAUUGGCUGACCGUCCAGGGAGACACGUGGCUAAUCAGCACUGUGUGAUGUAUGAAGCAGCUGUAAUUCCCCCAGAGAGCUUUGAGGUGAAAGGUCAGACUGGAAUUCUGGGACACCAGACAAAAGAGGCUGCCCUGGCUUGCUUGGAUAACUGCCCUUUGUUGGAGAACAUGGCUGAUUGGAGUCAAUGGAGUCAGGUGUUUGAACCACAGCUGGGAAAAUUACGCGAUUUCAUCCAGAAAUAUGGAGAAUUUCAACAUUGGCCAAUAGAGGGUGGAUCCAAAGUAAUGAACACAGAUUUUAUAGCUUUGGAGAGCUCCCCUGGGGAGUACCUAAAGCUGGUCAGUAGUACCUCCCCUGAGAAGUUCUGUGCAUCCGUCCAGGAGAGGGUUCCACGUGAUGUCAGUGGACAUCUGAUGUCGAUGGUGGUCUGGAACAAAGGCGUGGAGAACAUCCCUAUAGCACUGCUGGCCAAUCAUGUUCGGGAGGAAUUGUUCAAAAUGCAUGGGGAGGCCUCAAAAGACUGUGUGCCAGGAGCACCAUCUGGUUGUCAGCCAAGGGAGGACACUGUUCACUUUGUUCGGGACUGCUUGUUGACUUUACCUGUCAAAACCUGUGCAAUCCUGGCUUCUCAGAUGUUCCUGGAACCGCUAGGCCAGGUAAUCGGACAAUCCAAAUCAAAGACCAUGCUUCUCCAGUCAUGUGUAACUGUGUCUCAAUUAAACCGUCUGCAGCAGCUGGGCUGUCUGUUGGGUGUAGCUGAGUGGAUGGACAGUAUUCAAGGCCGAUGUCGACCAACACCCACUUCUCUAGAGGAGGUGGCUCCAGAGUUUGCAGAGGAGUUCUUCAAAGAUGAACCUGAGAUUAUAGAGGACAGUGAGGAUGAGGACAAUUCAUUAACCUCGUACUUAUCAGAUGUGGAGGUUGAGGCAGAGUUCAAAGUUCAGGAGGAAAAAGAGAUGAUUGUUGUUGAUGGGUGUACAGAGCUUGAGGAGGAUAAGGAAAAGAAAGAGUCCAGCAUUGAUCUCACGUUAAAGUCAGACAGUCCUAUUGACCUUCUCUCGCCUGAGGACAAUGAAAGCAAGGUGCCAUCAUCAGUAACCAUGGAGACGGACUUAGAGCAGGCUUGUCGGGAGAUUGUGGACCGGAUUAGACGGGACGAGUUUGGGAUUGGGGUGGAGCUGAAUGAAGAUGGACAGCGGCUGAUGAGAGUCCAGCAAGAGAGGCUUGGCCGAAGUCUGGACAGGCUGUCCAAAGACCUGUACAGCAAGGACACACACUUUGUACUUGAGCUGAUACAGAAUGCUGACGACAACAGCUACCCAGAUGACUUACAGAAGAAUGACUGUCCGUCUGUCCAGUUUGUCAUGAGGCUGGACGGGGUGGUGGUCCUGAACAAUGAGAAUGGAUUCCGAGAAAAGGACAUUCGUGCUCUCUGUGACGUGGGAAGAAGUACCAAGGGAAAGCACAAGGCAGGGUAUAUUGGUCAGAAAGGCAUCGGAUUUAAGUCCGUUUUCCGAGUGACAGAUGGACCAGAAGUCCACUCUAAUGGUUUUCACAUCAAGUUUGAUGUUCAGUCAGGACCAACGGGGUACAUCCUACCUCACUGGGUGGAGGAGGACCGGUGGGAGGAAAACGAGGGCUGGACGACAAAGAUUGUGCUCCCCCUGAAGGAAUCCAUGAAGUCCCAAACAACCACCCUGGCAGCCCGAUUCAACGACAUCCAUCCGUCCCUGCUGCUGUUCCUGAACCGUCUGCGACAUAUCACCAUCGAGAACCGAGUGGAGAAUUUUGUACAGGAAAUACACAGGAGAGACCCUGGAGAGAAUGUGGUGGAGAUCACCCAUAGCAACAAGGUGGACCGAUGGCUAGUGGUCAAGAAACGGCUGGAUGCCUCCAAAAUAUCAUUGCAGGCCAAAUCAGGUGUAGAGGUGGAGUCCACAGAGAUUGCCCUGGCUUUUCCGCUCCGACCAGCAGGACAGAAGAAAGACAGCAAGUUUGUUCUGCCAAAGCAACCAGUGUUUGCCUUUCUUCCUCUCAGGAGUUAUGGAUUCCGGUUCAUCAUUCAAGGUGAUUUUGAUGUUCCGUCCAGUCGUGAGGAUGUGGACAGAGACAGUCUGUGGAACCAGUGGCUUCGUAAUGAAAUCCACGUCCUCUUUAUAGAAGCUCUGGAUACAUUCAAAAGUCAUGGAGACUUCACUAACAUGGAGGCUGUGUCCGCCUUCCUGCAGUUUGUUCCUGUUGAGGAUGAAAUCAUUGAUUUCUUCAGACCAGUGGCCAAUCAGAUUCUACAGAAACUUCGAGCCAAGCAGUGCAUCCCUACUCAACCCAACCAAAAAGGCCAGUGUUCGUGGAAAAUUCCAUCUCAGACAGUUACAGUGAAGGACCCGCGAAUCCUGGAGGUUGUGACCUCUGACCUUCUGAAGGAGACUCUUAAUCUUUUCUAUCUCCACCGUGACGUGGCAUCCAUGUUAAAUUCUACCCUGACCCAAAGUCUGGGUAUAGAAGCUUUGAAUACAGAGCACCUGCUUCUGAUUGGGAAAUCCUUACUGCAGCAGUGGUUAUCCAACCCUGAAAAUGACAACAAAGAUAAUGAUAUCCUUGUGACUGCUAAGUGGAUGGCUUGUGUGUACAGAAGUCUGGAUGAGUUUUCAGACAACCAGUCCAUUUACGACAAACUGAAGGCCAUGAAGAUCAUUCCAUUGGCGAAUUAUCAGAGACAGUCUACAAACAACAGCACCAUCUUUUUCCCUCUGUCUGAAAACACUGGGUUUAGUUAUAAUGACCCUAUGACAGUGCUGCAGCAAGAUUUGAACACAGUCCACCCACUUUUGGUUUCUACCACUGACAAUGAGGUGAACUCGCAGGUCCAGAAGUUGUUAGAGAAGAUUGGAGUGUGUCAUCUAUCUCCUCGCGAGGUCAUCUGUCACCACAUCAUUCCUACUCUCCAGUCCGACUCGUGGAAGGAUAAGAAGGAGAAUAUUUUAAUCAGUUAUAUAGUGUACAUAAAGGAACAGACAGACCUUGAUCCAUCACUCAUCAAUAUGGAGGAGCUGGGAAAGUCAGCCAUAUUGAAAACCAACAAAGGUCUGCAGAAUCCCUCCCAGGUCCCCGUACAUUUCCCACCAGAUUACAAAAAUGCCAUCAAUCUACAGGCUGAGUUACCAGGAUACGACUGGAUUUUGCUGGAUUCAAUUUAUCUCCAGAACAAACGAAAUCCUGUUGAAAUCCAGAAAUGGCGGGGUUUUUUCACCAAGAUUGGAGUGACUGAUUUCAUAGAAGUAAAACAGAUGAGGGUGGAGAUCUCAACAGAAAACAUUAAUUCAACUCCUUGGGCUCCAUUGGGUGAAAUACUUGGUGCCAUCCAAGAGGGAAGUUACAUUGAAGAUUGGUCCUCCACGGAGCUGAGAGAACUGAUCCAAAACAAUGGCCAACCAUCCUCAUAUUCCCAGCAGAUGAGGAUCCUCUCUGUCCUUCUGGCAGAGAAGUGGGUUAGACACUUCUCAAAAUACACCUCCACUUGCCUGUACAACAAAUCAGGAGAACGUUGUCAAGAUGUGGAGACAUCCUUCAGCAUACUUCUGAAAACCUCCAGUUGGUUGCCAGGAUUACAGACAUGUGUAAGUGUGGAGAACGAGAUGAUAUCUGUGAUGGAGAAGGUGCUGAUGAUGCAGCCAUCUUGUUUGUAUGCUCCUCUGCCAGAGAUAAUGGACCUGCUGGCUCACUCUGUGCUUUAUCUAGGCAUUCAGAUGCCACCUGGAAGUUCGUUUGGACAGUUUUUAGGAAUUAAACAUCGUGUAGGACUUCAGGAUUUAAAGAAAUGCUUGAUCGAGUGGGGCAACAGAGAGUCGGAGCAAAUUCCCAAAAUAUUUGUCACCACUCAAAAACACAUCUUUAAUGUAUAUCUCUGGCUUAAUAACCAGCUUCCUCCAGUAGAAACCACGGAACUCUUCCAAAACCACCCAGUCAUCUUUGUGCCAGGUAAACACUUGCCAGUAAGGAUCGAAUCCGGUUCUGUGAACCAGAGGUCAUUAAAUAGUCUAGUAGCUGGUAGAAUGCUAACCAACAAAGAGGUGUGGUGGUCAGAUCCUACUGGAUUGAUAUUGAAGCACAGCAACAUCAUUGAAGAUUACCAUUUAGAGCUAGCCAAGAAAGCUCUUCUUUUUGACACUUAUGGACAAAUGCUUGAUCUCAAAGUAAUGUUUGUGAAUAUUGGGAAAAUCUCCAUAGAACCCAGUAUGUUGGAGUAUUGUGAGUUACUAGUUUUGAUGGGACAAGUUCUCAGUCUGUCUGAUAAAUCAGUUUUAUCCGAUGCUCUACAGUUGUAUGCUACCAUUGGGGGGAAACUAAACCCAGAGGAAUCCCAAGCGAUGCCUUAUCAAACGAAGCAGAAUGUCCUUGAGAUACAGAGAGUAGGACUGAGAAAGAAACUUGAAGGGCAGAAGAUUCUUGCCACAACCAACAAUAAAUGGGUGGGGGUGGAGGAGAACCCCAUGAUAGCAGACAACAGGGAACUAGAGAAAAUGUUUGAGAAGAAAGACCAUGUCAACUUUGUUAUCAUGGAGGAUAAAACUCCACAGCCCAGACGUGGAGGAAAAGCAGUUUUAGACCGAAACUUGAGAGAAAAACUUUUGCCAUUCUAUGAAUUCUGUUCUGUGAAGAAGCUAUCAGAAUGUGUAGAUGUUCGGGAAAUUUCUGAGAUGUUUGAGCCCUGCCCAGACCUGCAGUUAUACAUGCAUGUAACAGUGCCUUUGUUACAGAGAUACAUCUAUAAGAAUAAGCCUGACAAUUACCAGGACCUUCAGAACCAGAACUUCCCACAGCGACUGGCAUCAUUGCAGUUCUUCAAGGUAAGAACCCUGGAGGUGAUGUAUUCAUUAAAACACAGCCCUGAUGUCAUUGUCCUGAGGAAGGAGAAAUGUGUGCAGAAGGACAAUGCUUUUCUUUUCGAUCAAGAACACACAGAGUCUUAUCCAGACAUUAACAAAGAAAUCGCCAAAUUCUUCUCCAGCUCAGACGACAUGUGGUCCAAAGAACUGAGGGCUUUUCUGAAUGAUCUAAUCACACCAAUUACCAAGGAACUACAUACUCUAGAGGAUGUGAUGGAACAGUACGACUGCUACCCGCUUCCACCGAGUGAACCAGUCUGGUUUGUCCCUCAACCAAUUUUACCAACUUACCAAAGGCCAGUUGAACCAGAAAUUGAAUCAUGGCCUGAGGAACCAGAUUCAGGAGGAAUGAGAACAGCAAACCAGACAGAGGAAGGCAGUCAGGGACUAAAAGCAUGGCCACCAAUGUCGAACACCCAGGGGGCAGCUCAAAACAAAGUUCGAAAGGAGAGAGAAGAAAAAGUUGCUGAUUCUAAAGUUUGGCCUCCACCCAAAGCCCCAGAUUACAUGAAGAGUGUGAAGGAACUGCCCAGUCAGUUUAAGGUCACAGAUGAAAGGAAGCCCCCUGGUGGUGAGGAAAGUUCUGAGGCAAGCAAGGGAGAUCACUCCUCAGGAGGAAGAGGAGGGAUCACUGUACAUGAGAGGACUGAGGGACAACCCUUCAACAGACGGGAGAGUAAUGAGGAGGGCCCAGGAGCUGUGUAUGGGAGGCAGGACAGUGAAGGAAAAGGCACAAAAAGAAAGAUAUCGGAAAAUGAGACAGAGUCUUCAGGAGAGAAUAAAAGAUCUGUCUCACGGGAGGAGAGAGAGGAAGGACAGGAGGCUGCAGGUAUCAAAACAGAAGGAGCCCACCACUCAACAGUGCCAUCUAGUGGUGAUGACAUAACAAGGGAAAGGGGAACUCAUCCAAAAGAGUCCUUUACAAAUAGUGAAGAGAAGGGUCAUUGGCAGGGAGAUCAGGAACAUCAUAAGCCAAGUGGAAAACGGAGGCAUCCAACUGACAACAGCCAGGGGCUGCCCUGCAUCCCGGAGUCCAAGAAAAUCCUAAUGGAUCAUCCAGCUUGGACGGGGCUGGCGAGUGAUUACACUUAUGAAGAGUUAGGACAAGGUUCCAAUCUCAAGGCUGUACCAGACAUAUCUCUAGACCUUGACCAGGACGAGUCAAACUUACAAGAAAUAGGUCGGUGGGGUGAACACCUUGUCCACCAGUAUCUCUUACGCCAGCAGGAGGUGGAUCCGAGUAUUAUUGAAGUCAAGUGGUGUAACAAAGAGAAUGAGCAAGGAACGCCGUAUGACUUUGAAUUAUCUCAUAGGAGAGACACUGAAGUGAUCAAAACCUUUAUUGAGGUCAAGGCUACCUUGACUGGUGACAAAGACGUGUUUGAGAUUUCCUCCCAACAGAUUCAGUUUGCGCAGCAGCACCGCGAAAACUUUCAGAUCUACCGUGUGUUUAAUGCCGGUGACCUGGAACGAGUUCGAUUAGUCAGGAUUGACAACCUGUGUUUGAGGAUGGACCAGAAGCAGGUCCGGUUAUGGAUGAUGAUUUAAUUAAAACUGGGAGAGUGGUCAGUGAGGAAUUGGAGAAUGGUCAAUUGGAUAUGAGAGAGUGGUCAGUGGAGAACUGGAGGAGGUGGUUGCAGGAGCUGAGAGAGUGGUCAGUGAGGAAUGGGAGAAUGGUCAGUUGGAUAUGAGAGAGUGGUCAGUGAGGAAGUGGAGGAGUGUGGUUGUAGUUGAGCUACAAUACAGAACCUAUUCAAUAACUGAAAGUAUUCACCAUUGGAAAUCUACCGCAAAUUAUACUAUGUUGGAUCCCAGGUUUUAAAUUUACAAUUGUAUCAUGUUCUUGAUUAUAUUUAAGAAUGCAGCAAGAAACAGAUUUAGCAAAUGCCUCUGGGAGGACUAAAACUGCUGUGCCAUAAUUUAUUUAGUUUUUUCCUAUGGAAUUCUUUUAAUUUGCUUUGUUUUAAUGAGGCUUUUAGUAUAAUCAUUCAUUGAUGUUUAUCAACAACUGUGGUUUCAUCAAAUUUCAUGGAUACUGUUCCAUAAAUUUAUUUCAUAGGUACUGUUUUGUAAAUUUUUUUUUCUUCAAAGGCACUGUUUUGUAAAGGUACUGUUGUGUAAAUAGGUUAUUUCAUGGAAUUCUACUUUAUUUUCUUCCAUAAAGAGCAAAGUUUGUGUUUUUUGUGGACUGGCCACAAUCAUGAAAAAAAACCUAAAAUUUGUAUCUAGCAAAAAAUGUUGAAACCACAGUAUUUUUCCACGUAAUACUUUAAUCAUAAUUGAUAUAUUUUUUUUACAGUUUAGUAUUUUAGUAAUUUUUUUAAUUCUGUUUUAGUUCACUUGAGUCAGAGGCACAAGUGAGUUUCUCUGAUUGAAAUUUGUCCAUUUUCUGUCAUCAUUCUCGUUAUAAACUUUUCACAUUUCAUUUCCUUUUCUAGAACCACAUGGCCAAUUUCAACCUAACUUGGCACAAAGUAAUCUUUGGUGAAGGGGUUUCAAGUUCGUUUCAAUGAUGUGCCAUUGCCCCAAUCCAAGGGAAAAUAGACUGACUCAAGAAAAAGCAAAAAUAGAGUGGAGUCAUUUAAAAAUCUUAUUAAGAACCAUUGGGCUAGGAAAAAAUAAAAAUACUUAUUUGAAAGUUCCUGACAAAGUGAAGUUUCAAGUUUGUACAAUUCAUGCCCCCCAGGGGUAGGUUGGGGCAACAAUAAGGUAUUAAAGGUUUACAUUUGGAUAUAUAGGAAAAUCUUUCAAAAUCUUCUCAAGAAUAGAAGGGCCAUGAUUAGUCAUAUUAGUAUGCAAGCAUCCUCAGAUAGUAUAGAUUCAAAUGUCUUCCAAUCAUGGCUGCAAAGGGUAGGUGGGGCCACAAUAGGAAAACAAUUUUUUACAGGGUUAUAUAUAGGGGAAGCACUUUAAAAACUCUUUUUCUCAAAAGCAACACUGCCAUGAUUAGUCAUAUUAAUAUGCAAGCAUCGACAGAUAGUGCAGAUUCAGAUUUAUUCAAUUUGUGACUCCCAGGGGUAGGAUUGGGCCUCAAUUAGGGGUAAAAGUUUCAUGGGAUUAUAUAGUAAAAGGUCUUAUAACAGUCUUCUUCUCUUGAACAGCCAGGCUAUGAUUACUCAUGCUGACAGACAAACAUCCCCAGGUAGUGCAGAUUCAAGUUGACUGAAGCCAUGGUCCCUGGUUUAGAUGGGGCCACAAAAAGUGGUAACAUUAAAAAAAUAUUAUUCCCAAGACCAACAGGACUAUAAUUAGUCAUCCUAAUAUAAAAACAUCAGGUAGUGGAGAUUCAAGUUGAUUUAAAUCAUGGCCUUGGGGAUGAGGGGUGAAAGAUUUAUAAAGUUAUGAUGUUUAUAUUCUCUUUGGUAUUGAACAGAUAUCAACUUUUCUUUGUGGUCAGCAACAUGCUCAGGUGAGCGAUGUGGCCCAUGGGCCUCUUGUUCAUUUUUGUUUUUACGCACAAAGAAAUUGCCAUAUGAGACCUUUGAUUGAUCAGCUAUAUGAGGUCUGCAUAAAAUUUCUACAGCAUUGCCUGUCUAAGGACAACAGUUGUCUCGUUUUGAUAAACUAAAUAUUCAUUGUCUUUCAGUUAUAUUGUUAACAUUACAUUACAUGUAUUGAUUUGUUCAGAUAACUUUUCAUAUAUUUUUUAUAGUAUUUGUAGCUUAGUAAAGGCAGACCAAGAUAUGUAUGCAAGAAUAGAUUUUCUUGCUUGUUUUUUCUCUGCAUCGCCAUUUUAUGUUGACAUUGCAAGUAGAUGAUAAAUCACUAGGGACCACAAUUUUCCCACACACAUCACUACUUCUGUUUAAUGACAUACCAUUGCCCAUCAACAGUAUUGUUGUUAGCUGUAGUGCCAAUUUGAUGUUGCAUAUUCUAGUAAUCAUGUACAUGCAGGAUAAAAAAUGAAAACCUCGUUUGUUUAUGUAAUUAUUAUUUUCAUACAUGUUUAUAUUCCAAGGCAACAUGUCUUCAUCCAUAAGAUCAUACACAAUAAUACACGAUUUUUUCCUAAUUUUUUUUUUUCAUCUCCUUGAUAUGAAGAGUUCUUGUAUGAUUUCUGAAAUAAGUUUCAAGUUUUAUAGUGUAGUAAUACCAUACUUUGUAUAUCAGGCUUGAUAGCUCAGUGGUUAGACCACUUUUAAAACUAGUAAUGCAAGGGUCCUGGGUUCAAACCUGGAUUGUUCCAAAUAUUUGUUGCCCAUUCUUUGCACAAUUACAGUGUACUUUAUAGAAACAAACUUUUAUAAUACUAUUACACAAGAGCUAAUUUUACAUUUUUACUUGCCACAACCAGGAACUAUCAAAUUAUGGCAACUCUAAAACAAGUCUGGUAAUAUUCCUCAAGUAUUUUUGUAGAAACAAAUUAGGAUGCAAGUGAAUUGUACUUGAAAUGUUACCAAAAAAUUAUAUAUUAUUGAGAAACGUUGUGUAUGUCAUUAACACCAUUGGUUAGUCUUGUCAUCCACUUAUUUUGUGGUUAGUCUUGCUUUUAUUAUGUUGUGCUUAUUUUGUGCUUGUUAGUGCAAUAUUAAUUAGAUCACUGUUUGUUGUGAUAUUUGUUUAUCAUUUUGUGCUUGAUAUUUGUGAGAUAUUUGUUAAUUGUUUUCAGUACUAUUUAUUCAUAAUAAACAUUGUUACAAGA